Fimicolochytrium jonesii is the source of this 1551-nucleotide messenger RNA. RefSeq lists its product as uncharacterized. Gene Ontology annotation, biological process: phospholipid metabolic process. The coding region runs from base 261 to 1484 and encodes 407 amino acids. The transcript has 2 exons. The record is from RefSeq and is a predicted model, not a curated record. Gene Ontology annotation, molecular function: glycerophospholipase activity. NCBI's taxonomy places the organism in Eukaryota, Fungi, Chytridiomycota, Chytridiomycetes, Spizellomycetales, Powellomycetaceae.
CCCCCGUUGAAACCCCGCGUCUCGUGCUGCUCACGGAGUGUAGUGUAGUGUAGCGUGUGUAGUCUAGGAAACGACCUCGUCGCACUAUAAAAGACGACGGCGAUGCAUGCUCCCUUUCUCUUCACCAUCAAUCCAUUCCGCUUCUCCCUCAUAAAAUUGUAACCCCUUCCAUCCGCACCAUUGGGCAGGUCCCUGGUCGUACUAGAAAUCUCUCAUUGUUGUUCAUUCCCUCGACAAUCACCUAGACGCUUCACGACAAGAUGUUCUCGUCCUCAAACAUCCGCUCCUUCGCUGCUGCUUCGGCCGCCAUGCUGCUGGUCACUGGCGUCGCCGCCGCACCGGCGCCCCUCGCUCUCGCCAACGCUGGAACGUUUGUCGAUGAUGUGUCCCAAUGCCCGAUGCUCGCGCCGCGCGCCGCACCGCCUGCAAACAUUUCUGGUGUGUACUCAAUCGUUGUGCGGGAAGUUCACGAACCUUACUCACGCAUUCAAUUUUCCGUAGACGUACGAAUCGACGACAUCAAAGUCGUCAUGGCCUUGGGAGACAGCAUCACCGCCGCUUUCGGCGCCCGCGGCUCGAACUGGGGAGUUCCGUUCACCCAACUCGACGAAAACCGCGGCAUUUCCUUUGCCUCCGGCUCCGACGCCGGCGCCGUCUCCGUCUUCAACUUCGCCAAGCACUUCAACAACAAAGCGUACGGCGGAAGCUACGGCAACCACCUCGUUGAAGUGUGCUACGGCCAGUUGUGCCCCGUUUUCGAAUGGAGCCCCCAAGACGUGCUCAACGUCGCGCUGUCUGGCGCCAAGUUCGAGAACCUCGAUAAGGAAGUCAAUCACUUGAUUGAUAUCACCAGGAACAACAAGAACGUCGACCUCCAGAACGAUUGGAAAUACCUCAACCUCCUCAUCGGCGCCAACGACGUCUGUGGAUCAUGCACGACGCCGACCACAUCACAGCAGUACGAUGCUUACAUCCGAAAUGUGCUUGAGAAAGUCCGCAAGAACAUUCCUAGAACUAUCGUCAACGUCAUCUCGCUGUUCAAAGUUUCGCAGAUCUGGGAGCUCACGAAAAGGGACCCGCACUGCAUAGGCCUGCGAAUCGCUGGGUUGCAUCUGGAAUGCACAUGCGCUCUAUCGUUGGGGGACACUCUGCUCGGUGUGCACACCCGCAAGAUUAUGGACGACCAGAUCGAUGUGUGGAACGCGCAGCUGGUCAAGAUUGUGGCCGACUAUAAGAACAAGUACAACGACUUUGCCGUGAUUAUGGACCCUGGCGUCGGUGCCGCUGACUUGCGCAAGUUCCCCAAAAACUACAUCUCCGACCUCGACUGCUUCCACCCCAGCGCGGUCGCCCACGCCUACGUCGCCAAGUUCGUCUGGAACAAUCUCUUCCUGGAUUCCAGGAGCAAGGUCACUCCCAUGGACGCCGGCAAGGCGGUGCAAAUUUACUGCCCGACUGAGAACGAUCGCAUCCAGGUCGCUUGAGGCAUCAUGGUCUUGCAAGCAGAUUCUAGUUCCCGACGGUGCCAUGUAUGAUAGGAUCCCUAAUGCU